Messenger RNA from Ostreobium quekettii, 618 nucleotides. Lineage: Eukaryota; Viridiplantae; Chlorophyta; Ulvophyceae; Bryopsidales; Ostreobiaceae. The record is from the annotation of a GenBank genome assembly.
AUGUUGAAGGGUGGAAUGUGGAAUGAUAUUGAUGUAAAACCCCUGGCACAGGAGCCGUUUGCUUCCGGACUGUUCUUGAGGCCCAACGACCGCAGUGGCGGUCUACCUUGUGGGCUGCCAGGGGAGGCUGGGGGAAACCUUUUGCAAGGGAGCCCUCAAGGUGCAGGACUGGACGAUUUCAAUGAUGAUGGCGAGGGAGUGGGCAUUUCUGGCCCAGACUAUGACUGGGAUGAUGGUGGUGAUGGGGUGGAUGAACAUGAUGACCUCAUUGCUGCACCGGGAAGGACAGUCGCCUUUGCACCCAUCAGAGUCGCAGCAAGAAUGAAACAUGUUGACAUUGGUGCUCUGAAAGCACACCUCUGGCAAGAAUUGUGCCAACAAUCGGACAAUCCAGGGACCUCCUCGCAGACAGGCAGUGCUUUCUCAGAAAUCGUCCGAUCUGUGCCGGAAGCAGGGCAGGCAGGACGACUAGAAGACAUAUCCCCACACAUGUGCUUCAUUUGCCUGUUGCAUCUCGCCAAUGAACAUGGUCUUCAACUCUCUGGCAGUGAAAUGCUUGAUGAAGUGCUUGUUGACAACAUACCAGAGAACAGCAGAUCCGGCAGGAUGAAGUGCUGA